GUUCUAUAACUUCGUUUUCAACCUGGUCUGCUCUGUGGAGUAUUUAUCAAGAACAACAAAUGGCGUCUCAGGCAAACUUUCAGCGCUCCAUACCGACAUUUCACGUCCGCACCAAUCUCCAGCCGAGAUAUCCUCAUGCUCCUCCUCAUCAUAUAAACCUAACCAAGUCAACACGUGUCAGAUUUCCCGUAAUCAGAGCUUCAUCACCAUCGAAUCACAAACCCUCACUGCUCAAAACCACCUUCAUCACCCUCACCGCGACCGCCUCUCUGUUCUCUGCAUUGUAUCUAGUCUCCAAACCAGCCGUGACGAGGGUAACCAACGAGGCGAGUCUCGAGAAACGCCUCGAGACCGAGUCUAACGUCGUGGAAGCAUUACUAUCGCUGGCUAAAAUCAAAUUCGAUUCAGAUAAGCAUGAUCAAGCGGUAGAAAUCAUGAACCGUCUGAUAGAAAUCGAACCGGACGAAAACAGAUGGCCGGCUAUGAAGGCUCGUAUCCUGUCGUACCACGGCCAAAGCGAAUCAGCCAUCAAAGCUUUCGAAGAGAUUCUCUUAAAAGAUCCGAACCGUGUCGACGCGUAUCAUUACUUGGUGAUGGAGCUCUACAACUCCAAACCUAAACUAACAGAGCUAGAGACGAGGAUCAACGAGGCGAUACGGAGAUGCAAGAAAACGAAAGAGGUUUGCGGUUUAAGAAUGCUGAUAGCGCAGAUUAAGGUUGUCGAAGGGAACACACUCGAAGCUAUUCGGAUUUGUGAAAAGGUGGUGAAGGAUGAUCCAAAAGAUUUCAGGGUGUAUCUGUUUCAAGGGUUGGUGUAUUCUUUGAUGAAGAAGGGAGAUGAAGCUGCGAAACAAUUCGAGCAUGUUGCGAGGCUACUUCUGGAUGAUCCGUAUAUAGUGACUGCUACGGUGAACAACGCAAAGAAAGUAUCUGAAUGGAGAGUCAUCGUAGGUUAUGAUAGUGUUUACUGUUAUUUAACUACGUUUGCUAAGCUUCUGAUAGUUUCAGCCUUGGAGAAAUUCAGUUAAACUGAAAUUUGAAAAAAAUGUUUAUUAUGAAAAAAAAAACUCUAUUUGUGUGUGAAGGAACAUCU
Molecule: messenger RNA, 1093 nt
Organism: Raphanus sativus (radish)
Lineage: Eukaryota; Viridiplantae; Streptophyta; Magnoliopsida; Brassicales; Brassicaceae
Product: protein SLOW GREEN 1, chloroplastic
Exons: 1
Coding region: 60-1028 (322 amino acids)
Molecular function (GO): protein binding
Source: RefSeq, a predicted model, not a curated record